Messenger RNA from Leptinotarsa decemlineata (Colorado potato beetle), 1863 nucleotides. RefSeq names its product venom carboxylesterase-6. The record is from RefSeq and is a predicted model, not a curated record. Lineage: Eukaryota; Metazoa; Arthropoda; Insecta; Coleoptera; Chrysomelidae.
UUCAACUAAUCAUCAAUCGGUAUAUAAAUCAUUGCGAGAUCUGUGAGUAUAUAAGCGAAAAUCGAUACUACUAUAUGCUUUUAUCCUCAGAACGAAAAGAUGGCUAUCAGUUACUGGGCUCUUUCUGUUCUUGUUAGUGUCUACCUAUCUACUUCAAGUGUGAAUUGCAGCCCUGUUGCUGGAUCUUUGGAUGAGAGUCUUCGAAAUGAUUUAACCAUCUCAACAUCAACUGGUAUUGUUAGAGGAGGCCACGGAGGACAGACACCGAAAAAGAGAAAUAUUUUCAGAUUCAGGAGUAUUCCCUAUGCAGAACCACCUUUGGGAAAUUUACGAUUCGAGCCGCCUGUACCAAAAGCUGCCUGGUCUGGAGUUCUCGAUGUUAGAUACACUAAACCAGUAUGCACCCAAGGAAGUAAUCCUGUUAUAGGAAGUGAAGAUUGUUUAUAUCUGAAAAUAUACACAACUAACUUACCAAAGGAAAAGAAGAACUUACCAGUGAUGGUUUGGAUUUACGGAGGUGCAUACCAGAAAGGAUCUCCAGUUUUUGGAGAUCACAGCCCUGAUCUUUUAUUAGACGAAGGUAUUAUUCUAGUUUCAUUUCAUUAUAGGUUGGGAAUAUUUGGAUUUUUGUCUACGGGUGACCUGAUUUCUCCUGGAAACGCUGGACUGAAGGAUCAAGUUUUGGCACUGAAGUGGAUCAAGAAAAAUAUAGCUAAAUUUGGAGGCGAUCCUAACAAAAUAACUAUUUUUGGACAAAGUGCAGGAGCGGCAUCAAUUGCUUACUUGCUACAAACAAAUAUCACUCAAGGGCUCUUCAAUGCCGCUAUUAUGCAUUCCGGCCAUUCACUUAGUCAAUGGGCUCUAACAAGAAAUGCUCCCACUUUAACGAAAAAUAUUGCCAAAGUUUUGAAAACUUCAACUUCUUCAUCUGAAAAAAUGAUAGAAGGGCUCAAAAAAAUCAAUUCCACAAUUCUACAACAAGAAGCAACAGCAAAAUUUUCAGACUCAUUGAGAGAUAAUCCUUUGGGGGGUUUACCCCUUGGGCCAGUCAUAGAACCAGAGCAUCAAGGAGCUAUCAUUACUGGCAAUAGCUACGAAAAGUUAAAGAAGGGUCAGUUUCAUCACAUACCUAUUAUCAUUGGGCAUACAUCGAGGGAGGCACUGUUAGAAAGUUUGUCUGGUAUUAUCAGACUUUGGCUGUUUACUUUUGAUAUUCAGCCUUCGAAGUUAGUUCCUGCGAGCAUGAAUACAAAAGGACAAACAAAUAAUCAAAUUGGAAGAUCGAUCAAGAAACAUUACUUUCCUACAACAUCAGUCGCAAGGUCAAAUGGAGAGUUAAUGGACUUCAUUUCCGAUGAUCAGUGGCAAAGACCAAUUCAGGAGAGUGUCAGAUUAUAUUCUGCCAGAACACCAGUCUUCUACUACCAAUUUUCACACAUUGGUUCACUCUAUGGAAUAACUGAAAGAAAAAUCCAAGGAGUUGGACAUACUGAAGACUUGGCCUAUAUUUUCGAUUUUGGGCAUUCUGGUUCAUCUGACGAUCUUUUAGUACGAUCUCGUAUGGUGAAAAUGUGGACCAAUUUCGCUAAAACAGGAAAUCCAACACCUGUUGUAGAUCCUCUUCUUCAGAAUAUAUCAUGGACAGCAAAUAAUAGCCAAAAUAGUGAUGUUAAUCGACUAGAAAUUUCCAAUAAUUUGACAUGUACAUUCAAUCCGAAUGCUAAAAAUAUUAAUUUCUGGCGAGACCUAUUUGCUAAAAAUGGAAUUUCUCCCUUUAGUACUUAUUGAGAAGUACCUUUGUAUCUUUUAUUUGUUUGAUUUUUUUUAACUCGCAUAGGAGUCUAAUUAAAUAUUUCACCAACA